AUGAAAUUAAAUACAAAAACAUUUUUAAUAUAUUUUAUUACAAAUUAUAAAUAUAAUGAACAAAAUUUAAUAUUAUUAUCAAAUAAUCAAGAUUCUAUUGGUAACACAUAUACUAUUAGUAUUAAAAAUUUUAUAAAUGAAGAAGAUUAUAAAUAUUUACCACCAGAACAACAAUUGAUAAAAUUAAAUGAAGAUAAGAAAUUAUAUAAUAAUGUACAAAGAUUAAUAAAAAGAAGUCGAGAAUAUGAAUUACCUAAAAAUGAAAUUACAUUUGAAUCAAUAUAUCCUAAUACACAAUUAACUAAUGGAACAGGAACAAAUACUGGAACUGGUGUAACAAAUGAUGGAACUAAUACAAAUGAUGGAACUGAAUUGGAUAAUGAAAUAGAUAUAAAAGAAAUAUAUAAUAAAGAAUAUGAACCAAUAAGAACAGAAUAUAAUAGUAAAAAUACAUUAGAAUUAAUACCUUCAAUUGUACAAAAACCUAUUAUACCUACUGAAGAUCGUAUCUACUUAAAUACCUAA
Theileria annulata is the source of this 525-nucleotide messenger RNA. RefSeq lists its product as uncharacterized. Lineage: Eukaryota; Apicomplexa; Aconoidasida; Piroplasmida; Theileriidae. Bases 1 to 525 code for a protein of 174 amino acids. The record is from RefSeq and is a predicted model, not a curated record. The transcript is spliced from 3 exons.